Rhinocladiella mackenziei CBS 650.93 is the source of this 4638-nucleotide messenger RNA. RefSeq lists its product as uncharacterized. The coding region runs from base 1 to 4638 and encodes 1545 amino acids. The record is from RefSeq and is a predicted model, not a curated record. Lineage: Eukaryota; Fungi; Ascomycota; Eurotiomycetes; Chaetothyriales; Herpotrichiellaceae. Gene Ontology annotation, cellular component: plasma membrane. Gene Ontology annotation, biological process: phospholipid translocation. Gene Ontology annotation, molecular function: ATP binding; ATP hydrolysis activity; ATPase-coupled intramembrane lipid carrier activity. The transcript is spliced from 4 exons.
AUGGCGCGGAUACAUUUCACCAGUGGGGAGAGCAAUGUCUCUAGACCCGUCAGGAGAAUGCGCUGGGCCACAACUCGCAAACCGGGUCAGAGUGGAGCGAAGAAGAGGAUGUCUUUACUCCAAAGGAUGCCCAGGGUGACCGUAUCGAGCUAUGAAGAAAAAGCUACCGGCCAUAAAAAUAACGGUGAGACUUCAGAAGAAAGUCCAAUGGACGAGCAGAAGCCGGAAAAAGGCUCGCAGGAACGCACCAUCUACGUGAAUCAGCCUCUUCCCCCCGAGGCGAAGACGGAGGAGGGCCACAUUAAAGCCCAGUAUGCGCGGAAUAAAAUCAGGACCUCCAAGUACACCCCCUUGAGUUUCGUGCCGAAAAACUUAUGGUUCCAAUUUCACAAUAUUGCCAACGUAUAUUUUUUGUUUAUUGCCAUUCUGAGUAUUUUCUCCAUUUUCGGCGCUUCCAACCCUGGCCUUGCAGCUGUACCUCUGAUAUUCAUCUUGACCGUCACCGCCAUCAAAGAUGCUGUGGAGGAUUGGCGCAGAACCGUGCUGGACACUGAACUCAACAACUCUCCCGUCUACAGGCUGGUGGACUGGGACAACGUCAACUCAUCCGACGACGACAUCUCUCUGUGGAGACGAUUCAAAAAGGCGUGCACCAGAUUGGUCAUUUCUACCUACCGUUGGCUCAAGAAUUCGAAGCGCAGGAAAUCCAAAAGGUCAGAGAAGGAUCCAACGGCGCUCGGUCUCCAACGAAGUCCUUCCACUGCCACAAGGGCCACAAUUCGAUCCUCGAUCUACUCGGAACACACCUCGUUUCACUCGACUCACAGCCAGACCGGGGACGACAUCGCCAUGACUCCCGUUCCGUCUCCAGCCUAUCGAUCAAGCCUGUCACCGAAUGGUCAGCUUUCCGCAAAUGGCGAGCCACCCAGCAGUGCACUUUCGUAUGAGACGGCGGAUGAGGCCGGUGCGGGUGCGGAUAAUGCGCCGUCAAUGCUCCGAGUACAGGAUCCCGCGAAACGCAAAAGCAACGUGCCGGCACCCAAGGACUAUGGCAGUUUUAUCAAUCCCCACAAGGAAGUCCCAGACAAAGCCCGUUUCAAGAAGGAUUACUGGAAGAACGUCAAGGUGGGGGAUUUCGUCCGCAUCUACAACGAUGAGCAAGCUCCUGCCGACGUCAUUGUGCUCUCAACCUCCGACCCCGACGGAGCGUGUUAUAUCGAGACCAAAAACUUGGAUGGCGAAACCAACUUGAAAGUUCGUCAAGCGCUCCAGGCAGGGCGCAAGGUCCGGCAUGCAAAGGAUUGUGAAUACGCCGAAUUCGUCAUUGAAAGUGAAGGCCCCCACCCCAACUUGUACUCCUACAGCGGUGUUGCCAAAUGGAGACAACAAGAUCCGAAGGAUCCCAACGGGACGCCGCGCGAAAUGGCUGAACCAGUUACGAUCAAUAACAUGCUCUUGCGUGGUUGCAGUUUGAAAAACACGGAAUGGGUUCUCGGUAUCGUGGUAUUCACAGGAGGUGAAACCAAAAUCAUGCUAAAUGCGGGCAUAACUCCUAGCAAACGCGCACGAAUGGCUCGGGAUCUGAACUGGAACGUCAUUUACAACUUUAUCAUCUUAUUCUUCAUGUGUUUGGUUGCUGGUAUUGUGCAGGGCGUGACCUGGGCGGAAGGCAACAAUUCCCUGGACUACUUCGAAUUUGGCUCCAUUGGUGGCAACCCGCCCACAGAUGGAUUCAUCACCUUCUGGUCGGCCGUCAUUUUGUUCCAGAACUUGGUGCCUAUCUCCCUAUACAUUACACUCGAAAUUGUCCGAUCCAUUCAAGCAUUCUUCAUCUGGUCUGAUGUUCACAUGUACUAUGAGAGGCUUGACUAUCCCUGUACCCCGAAGACCUGGAACAUUUCUGAUGAUUUGGGACAAAUCGAAUACAUCUUCUCGGACAAGACCGGCACAUUGACUCAGAAUGUCAUGGAAUUCAAGAAAUGCACCAUCAAUGGAGUGCCCUACGGCGAGGCAUACACUGAGGCGGAGGCAGGUAUGCGUCGAAGACAAGGUGUUGACGUCGAAGCUGAGGCUGCACGAGUCCAUCAAGAGAUUGCCGAAGCCCGUGUGGAGAUGCUCAGGCUGCUACGGAAGACUCACGACAACCCAUACCUUCAUGACGACGAACUCACUUUUGUGGCGCCAAAUUUCGUUGCCGACCUCAAUGGAAAGUCGGGCGAAGCGCAGGCGCGGGCGAACGAGGAGUUCAUGGUUGCUCUGGCACUCUGCCAUACCGUUAUAACAGAAACAACCCCCGGCGAUCCGCCAAAGAUCGAGUUCAAGGCUCAAUCUCCCGAUGAAGCUGCUCUGGUCGCUACAGCGCGCGAUGUUGGCUUUACUGUCCUCGGGCGCACCAAAGAAGAUCUCCACGUCAACGUUCGUGGUGAAGACCGAACAUACCACAUCCUCAACACGUUAGAAUUCAAUUCAACCCGGAAACGAAUGAGCGCCAUUGUUCGCAUGCCCGAUGGAAAGAUCAAAUUGUUCUGCAAAGGUGCCGACAGCAUGAUUUAUUCGCGUUUGGCCCGAGGCCAGCAGCAAGAGCUCCGUAAGGCGACGGCUGAAAAUUUGGAGAUGUUUGCCCGAGAAGGCCUCAGAACGCUCUGUGUGGCCGAGCGAGAAAUCGACGAAGAUUACUAUCAAGAAUGGAAUAAGGACCACGACUUCGCGGCCCAGGCUUUGACUGACCGUGAGGAUCGACUUGAAGAGGUCGCCGAUAGAAUCGAAAGAGAGCUCACCCUUCUUGGAGGAACGGCUAUCGAAGACCGUCUCCAGGAUGGCGUUCCAGACACAAUUGCCCUUCUUGGACAGGCUGGAAUCAAGCUUUGGGUCUUGACUGGUGACAAAGUCGAAACUGCCAUCAAUAUCGGUUUUUCGUGCAAUCUCCUGUCCAAUGAAAUGGACUUGAUCUUAUUCGAUAUGCCAGAGAGCAAGAUCGAGGAUGCCAGUGUACUUCUCGACCAACAUCUUCGCACAUUUGGUCUGACUGGAUCUGAUGAAGAAUUGGCUGCUGCUCGGCAUAUCCACGAACCUCCGCCUCCCACCCAUGCUUUGAUCAUUGACGGAGAGUCUCUCAAGCUGGUGCUGCAGGACGAGUUGAGGCAACGCUUUUUGCUCUUGUGCAAGCAAUGCAAGUCCGUCCUCUGUUGUCGAGUCAGUCCCGCUCAGAAAGCGGCCGUCGUUCAACUCGUUCGAAACGGUCUCGACGUCAUGGCAUUGUCCAUUGGCGACGGUGCCAAUGAUGUGGCCAUGAUACAGGAAGCCGAUGUUGGUGUUGGUAUCGCCGGUGAAGAAGGACGACAGGCCGUCAUGUCGUCUGACUAUGCCAUUGGCCAGUUUCGGUUUCUCCAGCGACUGGUUUUGGUACAUGGGCGCUGGUCUUAUCGACGACUGGCCGAAUCCAUCGCCAACUUUUUCUACAAGAACUUGGUCUGGACUUUCGCCCUCUUUUGGUAUCAGAUAUACAACGACUUUGACAUCACAUACCUGUUCGACUACACCUACAUCCUCCUGGUCAACCUGGUCUUUACAUCAGUGCCUGUGGGUCUCAUGGGCAUUCUUGAUCAAGAUGUCAGUGACAAGGUUUCGCUUGCGGUCCCCCAACUGUAUCGCCGAGGAAUGGAGAGAAAGGAAUGGACACAGACUAAAUUCUGGCUCUACAUGGCCGAUGGUCUCUACCAGUCAGCUAUUUGCUACUUCAUGGGCUAUCUUCUUUUCAAGCCAGCGACCUUCGAGACGGAAAAUGGCCGAGGCAUCGCCGAUCGAAGCCGUAUGGGUGUCUACAUCGCCUGUGUUGCGAUCAUCGUCAUCAAUUCCUACAUUCUUCUGAACACUUACAAAUGGGACUGGAUCAUGAUGUUGGUCACCGUCAUCAGCUGUCUUCUGAUCUUCGCCUGGACGGGAAUUUAUUCGUCUUUCGAGUCCUCCUUCCAGUUCUACAAGUCGGCCGCGGAGGUAUACGGACAAUUGUCAUUCUGGGCUUAUUUGCUCCUCACCAUUAUCAUCUGCCUCUUGCCUCGAUUCUCGAUCAAAUAUUUCCAGAAAAACUACGUGCCCUACGAUAUCGAUAUUGUCAGAGAGCAAGUUCGACAAGGCAAAUUCAAGUAUCUGGACGAGUACGAGGCAUACGUGCCCCCCAAGCUUGUGGACGUCUCCGGGACGUCGUCGGAGCAACCCGAGGAGACUCCCACCGAGGCAGAUGGCCGUGGUCAUGGCAGAUAUUCAAGUAUGGCUGAAUCUCAGCGGCCGAUAUAUCCACCCUCAGAGGCCCCCACUCGCGAUUAUCGCCAGCCCCACAGCCAGACUGGUAGUGACGGCACGGAUAGGACGAAACCGUCUCUUGAUAUGACGAGACAGCCUGGGGAAUCAUCAACCCCCGAAAAAGCGAAGCGGAGGAGACCUACGCUGGAGCGAGUUCGUUCCUCCUUUGAGAGACAACGACAAUCCUUUGACAAGUUGAGGCCGAGCUUCGAAGGUAGCCGAGACUUCACCAGCGCCGCCAUGCUGGCCAGAAUGGAGUCGAGUUACUCUCACCCUGGCAGCCCUCUUUCGCACACCAAUACUAGGAGGACCCAUGAUAUCGCUGAGGAACUCCCGUAG